Macrosiphum euphorbiae (potato aphid) is the source of this 903-nucleotide messenger RNA. NCBI's taxonomy places the organism in Eukaryota, Metazoa, Arthropoda, Insecta, Hemiptera, Aphididae. The record is from the annotation of a GenBank genome assembly.
AUGUUUUAUCAACAUAAUUUUAAGUAUGAUAAUGAAUUAAUUGAAAAAAAACAUUUGGUUUCAUUCUAUAAUGAAGAUAGUAAAAAUAAUCUUCGCGCUGCUCCUAAAAUUACAUAUUCUCAUAUAUUUCCUGGGCCUUUUGAAAAAAUGCGCGUAUAUUUAGCAGCACAGGUGUUUAGUGAGAGUGUCUCAGCUGGAAUGCUACUUUUCUUAAAAUCAAACCACUUACCUGAUACUUCAUUGCCUACAAUCAACUUUAUUCAAAAUAUGGAUAAACUUUUUGACAUAUUUAAUUCUUCUAGACGACCUGGCUUAAAACAAUUUAAUAGACCUUUUAAAAAUACUGAUUCGCAAAUUUCACAUUUAAAAUUUAUGGAAAACUUUUUUAAAACAUUACAAGUAUUUAACAAAAAAACAAAUGUUGAAGUGACAAACCAAAUAAAAUUUAUUAGAGGUUGGUUAAUUUCAAUCUCUGGUUUAUUACAAUUGUGGGAAUCACUAAAAGUUAUCAAUACUGAUGAGAGUUAUGUUCUGUAUACAAGUCGAAUCAAUCAAGAUAGGUUGGAAAAUUUAUUUGGCACGUUUCGCACCCAACAUAACGGAAAUAAUAUUAAUUCAACCCCAAUACAAUUUAUCUGGUCAUAUAAACAAAAUUUUUAUCUCAAUUAUUUUACCCACUCUGACAAUGCAAAUUGCAUAGGAGACUUGGAUGAAAGUUUAUCUAAAAUUAAUACAGAUCCCUUAAAUGACAAAAACAUAAAAAUAAUAUUUCAUGAUAAUAAUCCAUUUCAAUUUAAAAAAAAUAUACUUGCAAUAGACACCCCAGAUUAUAGGAAUUUACCGAUGCCAGAAAAAAAUGCUUUCAUAUAUGUUUGUGGAUUUGUGGAUGAAGAAAUGCAUUGA